Messenger RNA from Nycticebus coucang (slow loris), 1292 nucleotides. It is a transcript of the gene CENPH, whose product is annotated as centromere protein H. The record is from RefSeq and is a predicted model, not a curated record. Gene Ontology annotation, biological process: chromosome segregation; mitotic spindle organization; kinetochore assembly. Gene Ontology annotation, molecular function: kinetochore binding. Bases 52 to 789 code for a protein of 245 amino acids. Gene Ontology annotation, cellular component: kinetochore; nucleus. The transcript is spliced from 9 exons. Lineage: Eukaryota; Metazoa; Chordata; Mammalia; Primates; Lorisidae.
UCGCGAGCGGCCUCUUUCCCUGGAUGCUGUAUACCUUCGCCCUCGCCAGCGAUGGAGAGGCAGCCCGAGGAGCAAGCCGAGACCGCGGACAACGGAGGGGCAGGCGAGGCAGGCGGGCCGCCCCAGGCCGCCGGCGGCCAGCAGGCCCGCAGCGAGGACCGCAUGACCCUGCUACUAAGGCUGAGGGCACAGACAAAACAACAACUCUUAGAAUAUAAAUCGAUGGUUGAUGCAAAUGAAGAAAAAUCUCCAGAACAAAUCAUGCAAGAAAAGCAAAUUGAAGCCCAAAUUGAAGACCUGGAAAAUGAAAUCGAAGGGGUAAAAAUUGCUUUUGAAAUGAAAAAUCUUGCAUUGAACAGGGUGAGGUUUUCAACUGCACUUAUAAAAAACCUGGAGAAAAAUAACACUAAGAGCAGUGUGCUCAUGGAUAACAUGAAACAAGUAUUAAAGCUAAAUAAGUUAAUAAUGAAAUUACAGCAGGAAUCUUGGGAUUUAGAAGAAAAACUGGUUGAUGUUAGAAAGAAGAGAUUGCAAUUAAAACAAGCUUCAGAAAGUAAGCUUUUAGAAAUACAAAUGGAAAAGAACAAACAGAAAAAUGAGGUGGACAGUAUGGAAAAUUCAGACAAAGUAAAGACCAUACAACAAAACCUACAGAUGGAGAUAAAAAUUACUACAGUUGUUCAACAUGUGUUCCAGAACAUCAUUUUGGGGAGUAAAGUCAAUUGGGCAGAGAAUUCAGCACUUAAGGAAAUUGUUCUGCAGCUUGAGAAGAAUCUCACCAUGAUCUAAUAAGAAUUCUAUUUUGACAUGUUUCAUUUUUGUUUUUGAUAGGUAAUUUAAACAGCAAAUGUCAAGUGAAAUUGAUUUUCAGUGUUUUUGGAACUAUUCUAAAACUGCAAAGUUUUUUAGCUUAAUUAAUUUUUAGCUAAUUAAUUAACAUAGAAUCUAUUGGUUUAAAUAUGAUAAUUAAAAUGACUGGCAUACGCUAAAAGAAUCUAAAAAUCUUAACCUUGGAAGAGUCCAGAAAGACAUCUAAUUCAGCUUUCCAUUGACUGUGGACAUUUCUUCUACAUUUCUGGCAGUUUUAACGCUUAUGUGGAACAUUUCUGUGCAUUUGUUUGUCAACCAUAAUUUUAGAAAAGCAUAUCCAAUGGGUUAUUUGUAGUGGGAUUGAGAAUGACUUUUCAUUCUAUAUUUUCAUAUUUAGUAUGCAUUAGUAUUUUUUGCAUUAGUUUUAUAAGUUGAGAAAUAAAAGGAAUAAGUGUUAUUCUGUCUUUGUUACUAUAAAAUAG